AUGAAUCCUGGACUCGAUACUCUUUGCCACAAGCUCGAACAGACAUUGGCUCUCCGGCGCGAACAAGGGCGUCUGAUCGAACCGCCUUCGCCGGCAAAGCUGGACAGCUUGAUUGACUUCAGCUCUAAUGACUCGCUGUCUCUCACUACUUCCGGGAUUCUGACUGAGGCUUUCCUGAAACAGCUCAAGAUGCAUUCUGCGUUCACCAUCGGAAGUACCUCGUCGCGGAUUUUGGACGGUACAAAGCAGUACCUGCUUGACCUCGAACGGGACCUAGCCAAGUUCCACCGUGCCGAAACAGCCAUGUUCUUCAAUUCGGGCUACGAUGCCAACGUGGCUCUCUGGUCCACGAUUCCUCAGCCCGGUGACUUCAUUCUGUAUGAUGCGUAUGUGCAUGCGAGCAUCCACGAUGGGAUGCGCCGUGGUCGGGCAACCACACUGUCUUUCAAACACAACGAUUGCCAAGCCUUCAAGUUGUGUCUGGAGAAGAUCCGAACCGAGAACUCAGGAAUAGCAGAGGGACGUCAGGUGGUAUUCGUCGCUCUCGAAUCCUUCUACAGCAUGGACGGGGACUCCGCCCCCGUUGUCGAGCUGCUCGAGGUGGCGCACAAGGCACUCCCCCGGAAGAACUUCAUAUUUUCGAUCGACGAGGCGCAUUCCAAUGGGAUCAUGGGACCGAAUGGCUCUGGGUUUGUGUGUCACUACGGAUUGGAGGAGAAUUUCCCCAUCCGGCUUCAAACAUGUGGCAAGGCGCUGGGGUCCACGGGUGCUGCUCUUUUGAUUAUCUUUAGUACGGCACCGAGUUUCCUCAGUGUGGCUGCGGUGCGAGCAGGAUACGAUAUCAUAGGCAGUAAAGAAGGCGAAGAUCGUCGAAAACGCCUUCAAAGCAAUGUGUGCCGCUUCUACACACAAUUGACAUCGCAUCCAGGUUGGCCGCAGAUCAAACGCAAGGGCACUAUCUACCUCCCAACCGAACAUACUUGGUAUUUGGAGCCAAUCCAGUCUCCAAUAGUACCGGUGGUUCCUCGGCAUGACCUCGCAGUUAACCUGGGAAAGUACUUGGAGCAGGCCAAAUACAGGGUGAGUACCGUGCAUUACCCUAUUGUUCCCGACAGGUCGGGUCGCGUUCGGAUUGUUUUGCAUGCAGAUCAUACUCCGCAGCAGAUUGAUCAUGUUGUGGAACUUAUCAUGCAGUGGGCAAAUAAGCAGGGGGCAAGAGGGGCUCAUUUGUGA
This is a messenger RNA of Aspergillus welwitschiae, 1233 nucleotides long. Its product is annotated as aminotransferase class I/II-fold pyridoxal phosphate-dependent enzyme. The transcript has 4 exons. Lineage: Eukaryota; Fungi; Ascomycota; Eurotiomycetes; Eurotiales; Aspergillaceae. Bases 1 to 1233 code for a protein of 410 amino acids. Gene Ontology annotation, biological process: biosynthetic process. Gene Ontology annotation, molecular function: pyridoxal phosphate binding. The record is from RefSeq and is a predicted model, not a curated record.